This is a messenger RNA of Lolium rigidum, 723 nucleotides long. Its product is annotated as 50S ribosomal protein L27, chloroplastic-like. The transcript has 3 exons. The coding region runs from base 55 to 615 and encodes 186 amino acids. Gene Ontology annotation, biological process: translation. Gene Ontology annotation, cellular component: ribosome. Lineage: Eukaryota; Viridiplantae; Streptophyta; Magnoliopsida; Poales; Poaceae. Gene Ontology annotation, molecular function: structural constituent of ribosome. The record is from RefSeq and is a predicted model, not a curated record.
UACAGAGCGUUGAUUAACCUGCCGUUGCUGGCUUGCUGCUUUCGCGCGACAGAAAUGGCGUUCACGCUGGUGGGAGCCUUCAAGGGCCUCUCGCUCUCCUCAUCCUCCUCCUUCCUCCGCGGCGACCGCGCCGCGCUCUCCGGCAACAACCUCGGAAUGGGCGUGGGCGUGGCGACGCUGCCGGCGCGCGGGCUGACGAUCCAGAUGGCGCACAAGAAGGGGGCCGGUAGCACCAAGAACGGGAGGGACUCCAAGGGCCAGCGCCUCGGGGUCAAGAUUUACGGCGACCAGCUCGCCAAGCCCGGCGCCAUCAUCAUCCGCCAGCGCGGCACCAAGGUCUAUCCUGGAAAUAAUGUUGGAAUGGGCAAGGAUCACACCCUCUUCGCUUUGAUUGAUGGACUUGUCAAGUUUGAGAAAUAUGGACCAGACAGGAAAAAGGUAAGCGUUUACCCAUAUGAGAAGCAGCCUGAGAACCCGAACAGUUACAGGGCAAGGAAGAGAGAGAACUUCCGCUUGCAGCGUGAACGUAAGAAGGCAAGAACAGAGAGAACUUAUGAGCCACAGUUGGUGUUGGCAGCUGCCGAUGGAAGUGCUGAGGCCAAAGCAGACUGCUGAUAGUUUACUGUAAUGUAUUUCUCUUUUUUUACAGUCCAUGCUUGAAAAAUCUUUCUCGAAUGUAAAUCGUCGACUGCAAGUUGAAUGCAAGUCCAGUUUCAUUUUGAA